AUGUCGGGUAUUGAAUCUGGAGAAGCUUCACAAGCUGAAAAUUCAUUUGAAGUUGAUGAUGUGUUAGAAGAAGAUCCCCAGAUCAAAGAAGGAGAAGAAUCAGUAUGCGAUGUUAUAAUUAAAAUAGAUAGAAAAGAAAAAAAAUGCGCAAAAAGAUUUAAAUAUCUUUCCGGAUGGUCAACAACCAACAUGAAUUCACAUCUUGCAGAUGAACAUGACAUACGUGUCGUUCCUCACAAAGGAGUUAAAAAACUUAAUAUUUGUCGUAAUAUUGCAGAAUGGCUUGUGAUUAACAAUCGAGCAUUUGAAGUUAUCACUGGGGAAGGGUUUCAUAGAUUUAUGUUGCAAGUAGACUCUGCCUUUCGUCGGCCUUCUUAUAAGACAUUAAAAAAAGAAAUAGCCAUUGCAAAUGUAACUGCAAAGAACCAAAUCAAUGAUCUUGUAGCACAAAGUAGUGAAACAAUUUCUCUAACAACUGACCUUUGGACAGCAAGAAAUAAAACAGGAUACAUUGGAAUAACAGCUCAUUGGUUAAGCAACAAGUUUGAAUUAAAUGAAAUCCUACUUUGCUUAGAGUCAAUGCCUGCUACCGAAUAUUUUAGUGCUAGGCAAUAUCCUACUAUAGCAUAUAUUCAUCCAGUAAUAGAGACAAUAAAAGCUCAUUAUGCCAAAAAUAUAGAUCCUGAUGAAUAUGACUAUAAUAAUGAAGUUCUCCAAGAAAUAUUUAAUUUUGAUUCAGAGUCUGAGUCAUCAGAUGAUGAAAAUGAAAGUGACAUAUCCUUUGAUAUUCAAGAAAAUCAGACUGAAAAUGACACUGAAUUAAUU
This is a messenger RNA of Dentiscutata heterogama, 825 nucleotides long. The record is from the annotation of a GenBank genome assembly. Lineage: Eukaryota; Fungi; Glomeromycota; Glomeromycetes; Diversisporales; Gigasporaceae.